Molecule: messenger RNA, 2205 nt
Organism: Cuscuta campestris
Lineage: Eukaryota; Viridiplantae; Streptophyta; Magnoliopsida; Solanales; Convolvulaceae
Source: the annotation of a GenBank genome assembly
AUUGAAGACUUUGUCCAUUUUGAGAAAAAGUAUUCUAAAUCAUACAAAGUGUGUAACAGAAAAGAUUGGAACUUUUUAUACACUGUAUUAGGUAUAAAAUUAAAUUGAAGAUAAUUUCAAUCAUUUCAUGUAAUUUUCAAUUUUNUCAUGGACUUACCCACAAUUUUUUUAUGGAAAAAAAAAAUAAAAAAAUGCGUAUCUCCAUAAUUCAUUCAAGAGGGAAAGGUGUUGAUCUUGGGCACUACACAUUCGUUUGUGUUCUUGCUUUCCCAACAAGUGGUAUCAGAGCGCUGGAGUAAUCUGUUAUUUGUCUUGAUUGAAUGAUGGAGCCAAAUUACAGCAGGAUGAUCAGUUUGAAUGGCACAAAUUAUCACAAGUGGAAGGGUAAAAUGAAGGAUUUACUCUUUGUGAAAAAGCUGCAUCUACUAGUGUUUGCUACUCAGAAGCCAGAGUCAAAAAGUGAUGAGGAGUGGGCUUUUGAACAUGAAAUGGUUUGUGGUUUCAUUCGUCAGUGGGUAGAUGAUAAUGUUCUGAAUCACAUCUACAAUGAAUCUCAUGCUAGAUCUUUGUGGGACAAGCUUGAAUCCUUGUAUGCAUCAAAAACAGGGAAUAACAAGCUAUACUUGCUUAGGCAAGCUAUGAAUCUGAGAUUCAAGGAAGGUUCUUCUAUUUCUGACCACUUGAAUGAAUUUCAAGGGUGUUUUGAUCAGUUGUCAGACAUGGGCGUAAAGUUUGAGGAUGAGAUUUUGGGACUUUGGUUGCUGAAUACUUUGCCUGAUUCUUGGGAAAAUCUUCGUGUGUCUUUGAUUAGUUCUGCUCCCGGUGGUACAGUAACUAUGGAGUAUGUCAAAGCUGCCGUUCUGAAUGAAGAAGUGAGACGUAGAACUCAUGAGACAUCUACUUCAAAAUCAGAUGUCUUGGUUACUAAAAAUAAGGGGAGAAGUAAAAACAGAGAUCAUGGAGAAUUCAAAAAGGGCAAUAGCAGGAGCAAGUCCAGAUCAAAAUACCAAAAUGUUGAGUGUCAUUAUUGUCAUAAAAAGGGGCAUUUGAUGAAAAAUUGCUUCAAGCUGAAGAACAAAGACAAGAACAAGCUAGAAGGGAAAGAUGGUGAAAAUGAUCGUCAUGUUGCAGCCACGACUUUAGGUGAUCUGAUAGUUGUUUCUGAUAACGACUUGAUUAAUGUUGCCUCUGAUGAAUCAAGUUGGGUUAUCGAUAGUGGUGUCGCUUUCCAUGUGACGUCAAGGAAAGAUUUCUUCACAUCUUAUACUCCAGGUGAUUAUGGUGUAUUGAAGAUGGGUAAUGAUGGUCGUUCACAGGUUAUUGGCAUUGGAGUUGUGGUCUUGGAAACCAAAACUGGGAUGAAGUUAGUGUUGAAGAAUGUCAGACAUGCACCAGAUAUUCGCUUGAAUCUGAUAUCUACUAGUGUCUUGGAUGAUGAAGGCUAUGUGAGUACCUUUGGUGAUGGGCAAUGCAAACUCACUAAGGGUUCUCUUAUUGUGGCUCGUGGGAAGAAGUGUUCAGGUUUAUACUGGACCAAUGCUUCAGUCUCUAUUGAUUCUGUCAAUGCAGUCGAGAGUGAUAGCUGUUCAGAAUUAUGGCAUAGAAGACUCAGUCACAUCAGCGAGAAGGGUCUUGAUUGUUUAGCCAAGAAGAAUGUUCUGUCAGGAGUGAAGGAUGCAAAUUUAAAAAGACUUUAUGAUCCUGUUGAGAAGAAGCUUGUCAGAAGCCGUGAUGUUAUCUUUAUGGGGGAUCAAAAUAUUGAAGAUAUUCAGAAGAUGGAGAAGUCAGAGUCUCAAAAUUAUGAUGAUCUUGUUGAUUUGAAUCCAACUCCCGUGGCUCAGACGCCUAAUGCUACCAAUGGAGAUCAGAAUGAUGAUAACAAUCAUGUCCCACAUGAUUUUACCGAUGGUAAUAGUGAAGAAGAAUCAAAUGAGGUACAUAAUCAACCUCAUGUUGAUAACGAUUCACCUACAGUUGCUCUUAGGAGGUCUACAAGGGAAAGAAUUCCCUCUACUCGUUAUUCUACUAAUGAGUAUGUGCUCCUUACUGACGGGGGAGAACCUGAGUGCUAUGAAGAGGCUAUGGAGAACGAGGAUAAGGANCCCCCCAAGGCUAACUAAGUGAGUUCAAUUAUGACUUUGAACUUGCAAAAAGUGUCCAAAUUAUUGACUUCAAACAUGCGCCGAACAAAAACAUUGUUCAUGA